GGACUUCGACAUGUCAUUCGAGCACGCGCCGGUCACUAAAGGCCUAAUAUGCACGUCUGCCCUGACCUCCAUCGCUGUCGGUCUAUUUGAUGUAAAGCAUUACUUCCAUCUUCAGCUUGUCCCCCAUAUAUCUCGGGAUCAUCAAUACUGGAGAUUAGGCGCCCAUCACCUUGCCUUCACAAGUUCUACCGACCUCUUCCUAGCUGUGCUCCUGUUCUUCUAUGUCGGCGUCGAAGUAGAACGGCAAUUUGGAAGCGUCAAAUAUGGCUCUUUCGCUCUGGUCGCCUCACUCAUCUCGACGCUGCUGGAAUUCAGUGCACUACUGCUAUUUAACCGACUAGGUCUCAACUUCAUACCAGGAGGCCCUAUCACUCUUGUCUUCACCAUACUGUACCAGUACUCCCGAGUGAUCCCCUCCGUUUACCGCUUCCGCGUCUUUGGAAUAACGCUGAGCAACAAGAGCUUCGUUUAUUUGCUUGCUCUGCAGCUCGCUACCAGCAACCUUCCCGGCUCCGCUGUAGCCGCCGCCAUCGGCGUCCUCUCCGGCCAGCUCUAUCGCUCAGACCUCAUCGGCUUCAACACUUAUCGCGUCUCCCCGCCCACCGUCCGCUUUUGCGCCACCUACCUCCUUCCCCUGCUCGGCAUUUCCCGCCCUCCCCGGCGCACCAAUCUGGCGCUCCCGGAGGCACCGCCAGAGGAACCGGUGUCGACAGCGCGCACGUCGACGAGUGCGGCAGCGGAGCCUGGGGAGGGCACGAACGAUGAGGGUGCGCAUACAGCAGACCAAGGAAUACGCACGAGCAUGCAGAGCGUGCGGACGAGCGGCGGCGCGGUGAUGCGCGAGUUCGUGAGCGGGCUGACGGGGCGGGCGGAUCGCGACAGGGUGGGCGUGCGCAUCCCGCCCGAGUCUGAGGUCGUGCAGUUGACGACGAUGUUCCCGGAUUUGGGGAGAGAUGUGGUGGUGGGGACGUUGCAGAGGAGGUGCGUUGCUUUCGCUUGCAUGGUCGUUGUUCCUAUUCCCCUCAUUUGUGCGGAUAAUUGACAAGUGACAACCAGCCCGAACAUCGAAGCCGCAGUAGAGACCCUGCUAGGAGGGCAAUCAUGAUGUGAUGUCUUACAAGCCCUCUUUUCCUAUGCAUCGUACAGAGUGUACAACAUGUUUAGUACAACAGGUCCAGCAUGAACAAGUGUGCGGUGUGUCGUGAAGUACAAGAAGCAACGCCUGACACGCUGCUUACUCUUCCUGCUCGUCAUAGUCGCCGCCCUCCUCGUCCUCAUUGGUGAAGGUGCUCAUGGGCACGGCGUAGAGGCGGAUCAUGGG
This is a messenger RNA of Schizophyllum commune H4-8, 1321 nucleotides long. RefSeq lists its product as uncharacterized. Gene Ontology annotation, cellular component: membrane. The coding region runs from base 11 to 1042 and encodes 343 amino acids. NCBI's taxonomy places the organism in Eukaryota, Fungi, Basidiomycota, Agaricomycetes, Agaricales, Schizophyllaceae. The record is from RefSeq and is a predicted model, not a curated record. Gene Ontology annotation, molecular function: serine-type endopeptidase activity. The transcript is spliced from 6 exons.